AUGGUGAGGAAGAAGGGUCACCGCAAACCGUUUGUCCGAAAGCCGAUCUCUCCGAUAGAGAAGCUCUACGACUGUCCCCUCUGUGGUCAAGAGAAGGCAUGUUUGGUGGACAGGGAUAUCGCCACAAGUGAUGCUCGGAUCAGGUGUGAGAAGUGCGAUGAGUUGUACGCCACGAAAAUCACUCAUUUGUGUCAACCCAUAGACAUCUACUGCCAGUGGGUGUCGACGCACGCGAGGAAGCCAUUCAUUGAGCCCAACAUACGCCCCCACAUACCUGUCCACUCGCACUCAUGUUAA
This is a messenger RNA of Oppiella nova, 297 nucleotides long. The record is from the annotation of a GenBank genome assembly. NCBI's taxonomy places the organism in Eukaryota, Metazoa, Arthropoda, Arachnida, Sarcoptiformes, Oppiidae.